AUGUCUAAGAAGAAGGGCAAUAAAAAAAAAGUUAAAUUGGACGAUGAUUUCGAAGAAACAAAGAAUAUACUUGAAACAUCCGAUAUAACCUCAAAAAGUAAGGGAAAAGGUAAAAAGAAGAGCAAGGCUCUUAAUGAUUUUAGUGAUGGAGAAGAUGGAGAUAAUUUAAAGAAAGCCCAGUUAUCAGACGAAGAAGAUUUGCCCAAACCAGUGAAAAAGUCGCAAAAGAAAGCUAAAAAAAACAUAGAACAAUUAUCAGAAGAUGAAAAUGAUGACAAGUCAGCAAAAAGCAGUGCAACCUCUACAGCUAAUAAAAGUUUGUCUAAACAAAGCAAGAAAAAGAAAGGUAAAGGAAAGAAAGAUGAUUGGUCAGAUGAUAAUAGUGAUAUUGAACUUAAGGAAGAGGAACCUGAGGAAGAAGUUGUAAAACCUGUUACUAAAAAGAAAGGUAAAAAUAAAAAGAAAGUAGCAGUAGCUGAAUCAUCGGAUGAUGAGGAUCUGGAAGAUUCUAAGUCAAUUGUGAGCAAUGUUUCAAGUAACGCACAAUCAGUUAAAUCGAAAAGCAAAAAAGGCAAAGAUAAAAAAGAUGAUUGGCCCGACGAAGAGAGUGACAAAGAAUUGAAAAUGGAAUCUGAAGAUGAAAAAGAUGUUUUAAAACCUAUUGUGAAAAAAGGAAAACAUAGAAAGAAAAACAAUAUUGAUGAUAUAGAGGAAGAGCUCAAGAAGUUUGAGAUUAAAGAAGAGGAACCAGAAGAACAGGAAGAAAAGGUUGAAGAAAAAACUGAAAAGAAAUUGAGUCACAAAGAAAAGAAGAAGUUGAAAAAGCAGCAGGAAUAUGAGAAACAAAUGGAGUUAUUGACAAAGAAGGGUGGUCAAGGACAUAGCGAGUUAGACGCUAACUUUACAGUUAGUCAGGCACAGAAAACAGCUGGUCAAAUGGCAGCUCUAGAAAACGCCGUGGACAUUAAAGUGGAGAACUUCUCUAUUAGCGCUAAAGGUCAAGAUCUGUUCGUAAAUGCUACUCUAUUGAUAGCAAAUGGUCGUAGAUAUGGUCUUGUAGGGCCGAACGGUCACGGCAAGACUACUUUGUUAAGGCAUCUAGCACAACGUGCCUUCCCUCUCCCUCCCCAUAUAGAUAUACUGUUGUGUGAGCAGGAGGUCACCGCUAGUGAUAUGAGUGCAGUUGAUACACUAUUAGAAUCUGAUGUCAAAAGAACAGAACUGCUAAAGGAGUGUAAGGAAUUGGAAGCGGAUAUUGAGAAUGGUGAUCUUAAAAAGCAAGAUAGAUUGAAUGAGGUGUAUGCCGAGUUGAAGGCUAUAGGUGCGGAUUCUGCGGAACCACGUGCUCGUCGUAUUCUCGCUGGUUUAGGGUUCAGCAGAGAAAUGCAGGAUAGGGCUACCAAGAACUUUUCUGGAGGUUGGAGGAUGAGAGUCUCCCUCGCCAGAGCUCUAUACAUUGAACCGACGCUGUUACUUCUCGAUGAACCUACAAAUCAUUUAGAUCUGAAUGCCGUUAUUUGGUUGGACAACUACUUACAAGGAUGGAAGAAAACAUUAUUAGUUGUUUCCCACGACCAGUCAUUCUUGGAUAACGUUUGUAACGAAAUAAUACACUUGGAUCAACAGAAACUGUUGUAUUAUAAGGGAAAUUACUCAAUGUUCAAGAAAAUGUACGCACAAAAGAGAAAGGAAAUGAUAAAAGAGUAUGAGAAACAGGAAAAGCGUUUGAAGGAAAUGAAGGCGCAUGGAACAUCUAAGAAGGCUGCUGAGAAGAAACAGAAGGAAGCGUUAACGAGGAAACAAGAGAAGAAUAGAAGUAAGUCUCAAAGGGAAGAAGCGGAAGAUGGGGCGCCGCCGGUCACUCUGUUACAGAGACCCAAGGACUACCUCGUCAAAUUUUCCUUCCCAGACCCCCCACCACUACAACCGCCUAUACUGGGAUUGCACAAUGUGGAUUUCUUCUUCCCUGGUCAGAAGCCUUUAUUCCGGGAGGUGGACUUCGGUAUCGAUCUGAACUCUCGUAUAGCUAUCGUUGGUCCCAACGGUGUGGGAAAAUCAACCUUCCUCAAACUUCUUGUGGGUGAAUUGAGUCCAAUCAGAGGGGAUUUGAUUAGGAACCAUCGUUUGAGGAUAGGUCGUUUCGAUCAGCAUUCAGGAGAGCACCUCACAGCCGAGGAGUCUCCUGUGGAGUAUCUUCAGAGACUGUUCGGUCUCCAGUAUGAGAAGGCGAGGAAGGCCCUCGGUACAUUCGGGCUCCAGAGCCACGCUCACACCAUCAAGAUGAAGGAUCUCAGCGGAGGUCAGAAGGCCAGGGUCGCGCUCGCAGAGUUGACCUUGAUGGCGCCCGAUGUUAUUAUUUUGGAUGAACCUACGAACAACUUGGAUAUUGAGAGUAUAGACGCUUUGGCGGAGGCGAUCAACGCUUACAAAGGCGGAGUGGUGAUUGUGUCUCACGACGAACGACUUAUACGGGAGACGGACUGCGCUCUAUACGUUAUAGAGGACCAGACUAUUAACGAGGUUGACGGUGACUUCGACGAUUAUCGCAAAGAACUCCUGGAGAGUCUUGGAGAGACGAUCAACUCACCUUCUAUCAUCGCUAACGCGGCCGUACAACAAUAG
Messenger RNA from Danaus chrysippus (African queen), 2622 nucleotides. NCBI's taxonomy places the organism in Eukaryota, Metazoa, Arthropoda, Insecta, Lepidoptera, Nymphalidae. The record is from the annotation of a GenBank genome assembly.